Messenger RNA from Aplysia californica (California sea hare), 1357 nucleotides. Its product is annotated as N-glycosidase Npun_R5314. The transcript has 3 exons. Bases 353 to 895 code for a protein of 180 amino acids. The record is from RefSeq and is a predicted model, not a curated record. Lineage: Eukaryota; Metazoa; Mollusca; Gastropoda; Aplysiida; Aplysiidae.
AAUGUAAACAGGAAGUAACUAAGGCACUGAUUUUGAUUUCACCGUAGUCUGCAAUGAAAUGCGUCUUGCUCAAAAACAUUAUAGAUGGUGAAAUGGCUAUUAUAAACAGACAAUAUAAAGCUUGCUAACGUAUCCGUAUAUAUUGUUUCGGAAAGUGGACUUCCUGCAAACUCCAAGUGAGUCCAGGCCCGAAACUGCCGAAACAAUCUUCGCUCAGAGUCAGAGUGAGACGCCGAUCGGAGUCGGAGACAUACUGAUUCUAAUUCUGAUGAUAUGAAGACGAAGAGGCCUAGAUCUACUUACUGAGACGAAAUAGCCCACUCCAUUUGUUUUAAUCUCAAAUCACUGGAACAUGGCUGAAGCAAUUGUGGAUGUUUCUUGUGUGUCGAAGAGCCUAAACCACGCAAAAAUGAAGUUUGAAUUCUUUUGGAAGAAAGAUUCUCCUUUCAGCCAGUUCCAUGGUUGUCUUUUUGAAGUUGAUGGUCAGAGAUACACUUGUGCAGAGCAGUAUAUGAUGCACCAGAAAGCAGUGUGCUUUGGAGACCAUGAAAUUGCUACACAGAUUUUGAAAAGUAUCAAGCCACCACAGAUGAAAAGCCUUGGGCGAAAAGUCAAGAAUUAUGAUGAUGAUGUGUGGGAGAAAAGGUGUUUCGAAGUUGUAAAGACUGGAAACCGGCAUAAAUUCUCACAACAUAAAGACCUGAAACAAGCGCUUUUUGCGACCAGAGGAAAGAUUUUGGUUGAGGCAAGUCCCUCAGACAACAAGUGGGGUAUUGGCUUGGCUGAGAGUAAUCCACAAGCAUGGGACAAGUCAACCUGGAGAGGCCGUAAUCUUUUGGGAUAUGCUCUCACUGAAGUCAGAGACGAACUGAUGAGGGAAGAAGGAAUGUUAUAAUAACACUUUCUUUCUGUUUGAAGUCACAUUUACUAUGAGAGAGGGUUUUUGGGAUUCAGUAACUGUACAUUACAGCAUUAGCUAAACUAUAAUAAUGGUUUCAAGAGCUUUUGUUAGAUGACCAGAUUUGUUUUACUCAAAAAAAAUAUAAUGUUGAUUUAUAAGGAUUCAUAGAGAUUAGGGAAAUUGUAAAAGAAGGUACAGACAAAUUUCCAGAUUUUAUUUUGUUACCGUACACUUUUCUUCUGCAAGAUGACCCUUAGUGACUUAGUGUCACUGACUAUCAGCUGCACUCUGUACAGCUUUUUUUUAACGUACGGUACUCAAAUGUUAUAAUGAAAAGUUGCACCUAUUUAAAGUGUAAUGAACUCUUCUUGUGUUCAUAGGCAUGUUGAGUUUUUAGAUGUGUGGAAAAGAAAUAAUAAGGCAAUGCAAAAGAUGGGUUUCUUUUUCCAAAAAGCA